This is a messenger RNA of Fulvia fulva, 1089 nucleotides long. RefSeq lists its product as uncharacterized. Bases 1 to 1089 code for a protein of 362 amino acids. The record is from RefSeq and is a predicted model, not a curated record. The transcript is spliced from 2 exons. Lineage: Eukaryota; Fungi; Ascomycota; Dothideomycetes; Mycosphaerellales; Mycosphaerellaceae.
AUGAUGUUUCAUCCCAUCAAUAGCAUCGCCUUGGCGUUGACGCUCACCAUACAAUGCACCGUUGGCCAAGUCUUCACAGGACCACAGGAUCUUCGCGUCGAGACCGCAUUGACAUUGGACGUGCCAUGUAACGGUGUGAGCACCACUCCAGAUGGCCGCCUGUUCUUAGUCCUGGCUCGUGUCGACGGCUCGAAAGGACCUGCAGUCGUCGAGUACAAUCGAACAACGAAUGAGAUGACAGCAUACCCCAACGAAGCAUGGAACUCCUACCAAGACGGCGACGAUCCAUCGACAAAAUUCGUGCGCAUCAACUCACAACGUGUCGGCCCCGAUGGCCAUCUCUAUGUCGUAGAUGCUGGAUCUCCAUCCUUUGGCGAGCCAGUGAUACUGCCAGAAGGCCCAAAACUUAUUCAGAUCAAUGUCAACACGAACGAGGUAUCCCGUGUGUACCCGAUGGGUAACGUCACGCGCUACAAUAGUCUUCUCGACGACGUUCGCUUCAAUCCAGCAACUGGGAAAGCACACCUAACAGAUGCCGGCUCGCCAGGCUUGAUCGUGCUAGACCUCGCAAGCCGCAUUCGCGAAGAGUCGUUGAGGCAGGUGCGGAAUAUGGCACAGAAGGGGCGACCCCAGUGUCAGCAGAAGGGUCGUAUUUGGUUCAACGGCAAGAAUUUCUACUUCUCGCCUGCGAACGGUGGCCUUUGGAAACUGGAGACGAAGUGGCUGGAUCAGGCUUUCUACAAUACUUCCCUCGCAGGCGCAGAGCUUGCUUCGUACAUUGAGCCAUACUCGCUCACGCCUUCGACUGAUGGCACUGCGAUUGACACGAAUGGAGUGAUAUAUGUCAGCGACACUGAUAGUCAGCGGAUCAUCUCUGUGGCGAAGAACGGGACCAAGUCACUUCUGGUGCAGGAUUCCAGGCUGUUGUGGGUUGAUGCCAUGUGGAUCGAGGGCACCAAAUUGUGGCUGCCAGCUGCGCAGCUCAAUCGUGGAACGCCGUUUGGGAACGGGCAGGUGAAUAUCACGAAGCCACUGUAUGUGUAUACGAUCGACAUCGGGGUUGGUCCGUCGCCGAUCGACCAUGCCUAG